AUGACGGGUACUACUAUAGAAUGGUUCGGUGCGACAACUUUCCGGCUGCGUACCGGUGGUAUUACUAUCUUCUUAGAUACAUGGCUUGACAGGCCAUCUGUACUGCCACAAUACUUGGCAGUCGAUGAUGUAACUGAAGCAGAUUACAUCUUCAUCUCUCACGCCCACUUUGACCACCUCCCCGGAGCCGAUCGCAUCGCUAUUCGGACUGGUGCCAUUGUCGUUGCCAACUGCGAAGCUAUCAAUCUGCUUCGUUCUGCUGGUGUCCCGGACGAGCAGCUCUUACCCGUGUCUGGCGGAGAACGUAUACCUCUCUUCACACGUGCUGUAAGAGAUCAGGCAAAGCGCGGCGAAGUACCGUCAGCUGCAACGCUUCCAGAUCAACCAAAGAUGCCUGAUCACUCUCUUGCUUCACUUGCAGUACAUGUCUGGCCAUCACUGCAUGCUUUUCUGCCCAAUCCUCAUCCUGAUGUCAUGGACACUGCAGUUGUCUACACAGGAGAAGCCUCCCCUUACACUUGCACUUUGGACAUCACCAAUGCGAUGAAAUAUGGUCUCCUACAGCUGGACAAAUUUGUACCACAGGAUAAGAUUAACGACGGAAUGCGCUCGUUCCUCGACUAUGUCCACGAUCGGAAUGCCAAUCUGUUCUCGCAUUGCGACGGUGGCCAGCUUAUGUUCAAUAUAAUCAUCAACGGUAGCGCAAUAUUUUGGAACGCUCAUCUAGGUGCUUAUGAGGGUAUUUUUUCGAGAAUAGAGCCGAAGCCAAAAAUCGCGCUUCUAGGUAUCGCAGGACGCGCCAACCACGAUGGACGGCCUUUUGACGGGUCUGCAGCGCAGUUCGCCGUGAAACAAGUUCGUUGGCUUCAUCAGCCGGAGACGGUGAUAUGGUGCCUGCACGAUGAUAGUUGUAUCGCACCAUAUAAAGUAGAUGUGAUGGGAGCUACGACAAGUGUGGAGAAGGAGACGACCUCGGGCGUACUGGCUCUGACGCCAGGGCGACGCAUGGACUUGAACAUCUAA
Molecule: messenger RNA, 1023 nt
Organism: Alternaria atra
Lineage: Eukaryota; Fungi; Ascomycota; Dothideomycetes; Pleosporales; Pleosporaceae
Exons: 3
Coding region: 1-1023 (340 amino acids)
Source: RefSeq, a predicted model, not a curated record